Molecule: messenger RNA, 2514 nt
Organism: Cercocebus atys (sooty mangabey)
Lineage: Eukaryota; Metazoa; Chordata; Mammalia; Primates; Cercopithecidae
Gene: LRIT1
Product: leucine-rich repeat, immunoglobulin-like and transmembrane domains 1
Exons: 4
Coding region: 15-2018 (667 amino acids)
Cellular component (GO): endoplasmic reticulum membrane
Molecular function (GO): protein binding
Source: RefSeq, a predicted model, not a curated record
UCAGUGUUUAUCCGAUGGCCUCAGGAGGGGGUGUAAGGGGCUGGCGAGCAAGUGGGCAGCUGCUGGGCUUGCUGGGCUUGCUGGGCCGGUGGGACGGAGCGGUCCAGGGACAGGCCCCUGCCUGGGCCAGAGAGGAGCCAGGAGCCAUGAGGGUGGCAUUAGGCAUGCUCUGGCUCUUGGCCCUUGGGUGGCCCCCCCAGGCCCGGGGGUUCUGCCCCUCUCAAUGCAGCUGCAGCCUCCAUAUCAUGGGUGAUGGCAGCAAGGCCAGGACGGUGGUGUGCAACGACCCCGACAUGACCCUGCCUCCGGCGUCCAUCCCCCCGGACACCUCCAGACUGCGCCUGGAGCGGACGGCCAUCCGCAGGGUUCCUGCCGAGGCCUUCAGGCCCCUGGGCCGCCUGGAGCAGCUGUGGCUGCCUUACAACGCCCUCAGCGAGCUCAACGCCCUCAUGCUGCGUGGCCUGCGACGCCUGCGGGAGCUGCGGCUGCCUGGGAACCGCCUGGCCACCUUCCCCUGGGCCGCGCUCAGGGACGCCCCCCAGCUGCGGCUGCUGGACCUGCAGGCCAACCGCCUUUCGGCUGUGCCCCCUGAGGCCGCGCGCUUCCUGGAGAACCUCACCUUCCUGGAUCUCUCCAGCAACCAGCUGAUGAGGCUCCCGCAGGAGCUGAUCAUGUCCUGGGCUCACCUGAAGACCGGUAUCUUCCCUCACAGCCACCACCCCAGGCUGGUCCUAGGGCUACAGGACAACCCCUGGGCAUGUGACUGCCAACUCUAUGACCUGGUUCAUCUUUUGGAUGGCUGGGCCCCAAACUUGGCCUUCAUUGAGACCGAACUGAGAUGUGCCAGCCCACGCAGCCUGGCCGGAGUGGCCUUCAGCCAGCUUGAACUGAGGAAGUGCCAGGGCCCAGAGCUCCAUCCAGGAGUGGCCAACAUCAGGUCCCCUUUGGGUGGCACAGCAUUGCUACGCUGUGGAGCUACCGGAGUCCCUGGGCCCGAGAUGAGCUGGAGGAGGGCCAAUGGCAGGCCCCUUAAUGGUACAGUGCAUGAGGAAGUCUCCAGUGACGGCACGAGCUGGACUCUGCUGGGCCUGCCUGCAGUGUCCCACCUUGACUCCGGAGACUACAUCUGCCAAGCCAAGAACUUCCUGGGAGCCUCUGAGACUGUUAUCUCCCUGAUUGUCACUGAGCCGCAGACUUCCACAGAGCACAGCGGGAGCCCAGGGGCACUAUGGGCAAGGACAGGCGGUGGAGGGGAAGCCGCUGCUUACAACAACAAGCUGGUGGCCAGGCAUGUCCCCCAGAUUCCCAAACCCGCUGUCCUGGCCACUGGACCCUCUGUGCCCAGCUCAAAGGAGGAGCUGACCCUCCAGCACUUCCAGAUGGAUGCCCUGGGAGAGCUCUCUGAUGGGCGGGCGGGACCCUCAGAGGCACGAAUGGUGAGGUCUGUGAAGGUGGUGGGAGACACUUACCACAGCGUGUCCUUGGUGUGGAAGGCACCCAAGGCUAAGAACACAACUGCCUUCAAUGUCCUCUAUGCGGUCUUUGGACAGCACAGCAUGCGGCGGGUGAUUGUACAGCCUGGGAAGACCAGAGUGACUAUCACUGGGCUGUUGCCCAAGACCAAGUACGUGGCGUGUGUCUGCGUGCAGGGCCUGGUGCCCCGGAAGGAGCAGUGUGUUAUCUUCUCCACCAACGAAGUGGUGGAUGCUGAGAACACUCAGCAGCUCAUCAAUGUGGUGGUGAUCAGUGUGGCUGUCGUCAUUGCCCUGCCUCUCACGCUGCUUGUCUGCUGCGGUGCUCUUCAGAGGCGCUGCCGAAAGUGCUUCAACAGGGACUCCACUGAGGCCACAGUUACCUACAUCAACCUAGAGAGACUAGGCCACAGCGAGGAUGGCUUGGAGGAGCUGUCCCGGCACAGUGUCAGCGAGGCCGACAGGCUUCUGUCAGCUCGUUCCAGUGUGGACUUUCAGGUCUUUGGAGUCAAAGGGGGCAGGAGGAUCAAUGAGUACUUCUGCUGAGGGACGUGCCUCCACAAUUCACACACCUGCCCGCCCACUCUCCUUCUUUAACUCUGACACCUGAGUACAUGAUCACCCACUCUUACCUGCUCGGGUACCUGCUUACACAGAUACUUACACACAACAACAGCAGCAGCAGCUACUGCAACAACCACUAACACUUGUUAAGCACUUACUACGGGCUAGAAAGUGUUCUAAGUGCUAAAUUCUUGUCACAAUCAUUUGCAGCAGGCACCACUAUUCUCUCCAUUUCCUUGGGGUGGGGGGUUAAGAAACUUGCCUGUUUCAGUGAGCUUUUGCUGUAUAACAAAUGAAAGCAAAAUCUUAGUGAUAUAUAGCAGUGAACACUUAUUUUCACACUCACAGGCCUGUGGGUUGAUUAGGAUGGCUCUGCUCUGUGUGUUUCAUUUGGAGCCUGGGCUGGAGAGUAGCAGUGGGUACCUGGGGCAGGUUCCUCUCAUGGUGCAGUUGAAUGAUAAUAGAGGAAUGAUUUUUC